Molecule: messenger RNA, 3277 nt
Organism: Periconia digitata
Lineage: Eukaryota; Fungi; Ascomycota; Dothideomycetes; Pleosporales; Periconiaceae
Source: the annotation of a GenBank genome assembly
AAUGGCCUCCCACCAGGCAAUCGGUGCACCUUACACGCUUGCGACCCUCCCGCAUGCGAUUGGCAAGAGCGGUGGACGUCCGCAUGCCGCCUGUGUCUGCAGUAUCAGCAGCGGCAUCAAGAAAAAAAAGCGCACCGAGAUCGCCGUUGGACUCGACGGAGAAGGCAUUUCCAUCUAUAGCAUCCAAAAUCCGCACCUCGCGACCUCGUAUGCUCUACCACCCCAGACCUCGUUCAUAUUUGCGCCCUACUCUAUAUACCGGAAAGGCAAUUCUAAAUCCUCACCGUGCCGCUUCACGUAUGCAUUCGUACAAGAAUCAACACCCGGCGCCAAAGCACAACUUGUUUGUUUCACCGAGGAAAUCCGCAAAGACAACACUUCCGACAUUGUCAAGACCUCAUACACACUCUCAGGUUCAAACCACCAAGUAGUGGCCAUUGACUCACUUCCUGUAAAAGCCGGUGGCUCCCAACAGGAUGCGUCGCAUGAUGUUCUCGUGGUUUUCGAAAACGGCGAUGUCAUUUGCCUAUCUUUCAACCUCGAGGUUGUACGCUGGGUCGCCAAUUUGAAAACAUUAUCGCCAUCACACGGGGCCGAUCUCAGGAUUGAGCAUGUGUCUCUCAGUACCGCCAAGUCCAUCACCCAUGGUUUGCUGCGCAAUCGCCAGGACAUUGCUGCUGUACUCAACCCUGCUCUCGACGAACAGUCGGAUCUCCUGGAUCUUACACAAGUCCUCUCUGUCGUGUGUAAGCAACCAGAUAGCUUUCGAACUAUGGGCCUCUUUCGGAUAUCACCUCGAUCUCCGGAUAUCACCACAAGUCAAAUGUCCCCCGUCAAACAUCUGACUUCAUGGAACCUGCCAUUCCCCUCUUCUAUAACACAAAAGGAAGAUUCCGCGAUAUCCUAUGUCCUGCAUGCCAACACUGGCGCCUUGCAUGUACUAUACGGCAGCGACCUUUUGUCCUUUGAUCUCGCUGGGACACUGCCAAAAUUGACUUCCGUGCUUGCUGUAUCCGAUGUGAGGACCUUCCUACGCAUUUCCCAAGACCUGCUUUUUACAACCUCUCCGAAGGCUUGUCAAGUAUUGGACUCAAAAUACUCUUCAGUACAAGCCGAACUACCCUUGACUUCCAGUUUACCCACUCCUUCGAAAGACUCAAGGAAGAGAAAACAUGCGGAGCCCGAUGCCACAGACAACAGCCCGAUUACGCCAACAACGAUCUCGUACUAUGCUGAUCUUGGCUUGGUGGUCGGUACUCGAGAUUCAGAGAUCAUAGGAAUUCAGCUCGAAAUCAAUACUUCGCGGAAGAGGGUAAAGACAGAAGGCACGCGUCUAAUUGAUUCAAUUGGGAAAGGAAUCAAAUCUUCGGCCGACGACACAAAGCUGUCUGAGCAUGAGAAACAAAAAUGGCAAGACCGAAUGUCCAAACUCGACAAGUAUGCCUCCAAAGGGAAGAUUGCCAGAUUCGAGAGUCUUAUUGCUAGUGAUCUGGGUAUUGAGCUUGAGAAGGGUGAAGACAAAGCUGAAGACAAUUCAUCACUUCUCGACACCAGCGAAUUGGUCAAUGGACAAGCUAGCGCUAAAGACUCUACUGCAGAUACAGCAUCACAGGCAGAACACGACUCUGUUGACGAAUUGCCUCGUAAAUGGAAACUGCCAAGAUCUAUCCCUGAAGGACAACGUCUUCGAUAUAAGCGAUACGCUUUGUAUGCAUUGAGCAGGAUCUUUCGUUGGAUCGACUCCCCUUCUGUAGAAGAUCUACGGGGAACUCUGGGCGUGGAUUUCUUCCCUCCUAAUGUCUUCCAGUGGAUCCUUCAGUCCGGUUACCUGACUAAAGACUCGAUACGACGUGCCAUGCUCGAUGAUCCUACGUCCAGCCUAAGUCUUACGACCCCAAUCAGGGAUGGGGAAAUUGUACGAGCCAUGGUAGACUUUGACCCCGAGCUGCAUAUUCUGUCUGCUAUCCUCAACCACAGCCAUUAUCUUCCCAUUGGCGAAGUGGUCCAAGCUAUCAAGCUGCUCAUGCAGAGUCUUGAUGAUCAACCAGAAAAUGACGAGGGAACACGGCUGCUCACUAAUGGCGAAAGCACAGCGACUGAUGCCAUGGAUGUCGAUAUCGCAUCUGAGAUGGAAGCUGCCUCGAAGGAGAUCAUACGUGCACAAGCAAUGCUCGAAAACGGCUUGACCGUCCGUAGUAGCACACUACGCCCCGCACUCAUUCGCUUACACACAUUCCCAACUCCAGUGAUCAGUUCCACAUUGCGCUCCAUGCUGCCCAGACACGAUCUUGAAUCCUUAAUACGACUACUCCACCACGAGUUCCGGAAUGGCGGCUGGACAUCACCGUACCAUUUCACAGACUCCGAGGCUUUGAAUGGCAACCCACAACCCGACCAAGCCGACGACAGCGCCGUCGCGAUCGUUGCAUCUCUACUCAGCUGCACUCUCGAUGCUAUAGGCCCUGCCACCUGGCUCACCGCAAUCGGCGGUUCUGCUGCGAACGAAAGCACGGAAGAGUUGAUCUUCGAUUUGCUCGAAGACACCUCGAUCGCGCUGAACGGUUUCUGGGAAGCGACCUACAUUCGCGGUCUCGUCAGCGAAUUGCUCCGCUACUCCUCUAAAGUGCCCAAGUCAAAGAAGCCUAGUCAACAGGCGCUCCAGGCUAAAAACCAGCCGUAUGCGCUCGCGCUUAAACCGGAUGAGCUACCUAUGCUGCCGGUUGGUGCGAAGCCGGAUAUGGGUGUGGAGAAAUCGAGGUCGAAUGGCAAGAGGAAGGAGAGGAGUGCGCGUGAGAUGGGUAUGUUGAUCAGUCAGCGUGUGCCCAAGUACAGUUUCGAGCGCAUUGUCAUUUAGCUAUACUUUUUCAGUUGCAUCAUUGGAGUAAAUCGGUAAACUUUGUGAGUGUUUGAAUACAUGAAGUUCACAUGAUGAUGCUCCAGCAGUGAGAUUAUGGUGAUGUGUGCAUUAAACAUGAAUAGAAUAAUGCUUCAGUGCGUUUCCUCGCGCAUGUCUUGGAGAUAACGAGGCUUGCAUUGUGAUAGAAAUCAACUUCUCACUGCGAUGUUCAAUGAGUCAACCAUCACAUAGCACUCUUUAUCCUCUUAUAGCAUCCUGUCCAUUCAAUUGAAUCCGCAAUUGGAUCCGCAUGCGGCCAACACCCUUGACGUUCGCUAUUCAUUCCCAACUAGCAAAAAAACCCAUGAAAACAGCCCCACUUCGGCCAUUCCAUUCUACCCCACCAUCCCACCAGCUCACGCCUCACUUUUUUCAACUCAC